Danaus plexippus (monarch butterfly) is the source of this 1994-nucleotide messenger RNA. RefSeq names its product NADPH-dependent diflavin oxidoreductase 1. Lineage: Eukaryota; Metazoa; Arthropoda; Insecta; Lepidoptera; Nymphalidae. Gene Ontology annotation, molecular function: flavin adenine dinucleotide binding; FMN binding; NADPH-hemoprotein reductase activity. Gene Ontology annotation, cellular component: cytosol. The record is from RefSeq and is a predicted model, not a curated record. The coding region runs from base 73 to 1881 and encodes 602 amino acids. The transcript has 7 exons.
UUGACAGUUGUCAUAUUGUUUCGAAAGUUUCGGUCUUCAUAAUAUAUAUUUUAAGAAAAUUAAUAAAUAAAAAUGAUUUAUACAGAAAGGUUUUUAGUAUUGUACGGUAGUCAAACUUUCACCGCACAGGAAGUAGCUGAAAGAAUAUGGCGAACUACGAAAUUGUUGGGCUUCAAAGGUCCAGUUCAGGCUAUGGACGAUUUUUCAAUAUCGAAAUUAAUUCAUGAAGAAUUUGCUCUUUUCGUAUGCUCUACAACUGGUCAGGGAGACGAACCUGACAACAUGAAAAGAUUCUGGAAAUUUCUAUUACGAAAAAACUUGCCAUCGAAUUCUUUAGUGAAACUUAAGUUCGGAGUUAUAGGAUUGGGUGAUUCCUCCUAUGCUAAAUUCAAUUUUGUGGCAAAAAAACUUCAUAAACGACUUAUCCAACUUGGCGCUACUCCUAUACUGGAUUUAGCUCUAUGUGAUUAUCAGCAUGAUCUCGGCCAUGAUGCAGUAUUAUCUCCAUGGCUAAAGAAUUUCCUCGCUACCUUAAGAAAUUACUUUCCAAAUCUUCCAACUGACACAAUCAAAUCAUCAUUUGUCCCGCGUUGGAAAAUUUCUUUGAUCAAAACAGGAAGUCAUGAAAAUGGUGCGGCUUUCAAUGAAGAUAUAUACUUCAGAAAUGGUCUCAAAGAUCAUUUUCUUGACACAAGUUACUUUGAAGUGGAAAAAAAUAUUAGGACUACGGAUGAAACUCAUUUUCAAGAUGUAAGAUUAAUAACACUCAAAGUGUGCGAGGACAAGGUGCUUGAUUAUAAGCCUGGUGAUGUUUUUAAUAUACGGCCUCGUAAUAGUAAAGAAGACGUUGAUGAUUUGUUUGAAAUAUUUGACACUCAUAAUCUGGAUAUAAAACCUUAUUACAGACUGAAAGUAGAACAAUAUCAUGACGAUAUGCCAGUGCAAGAGUUUUUCAAAGACCCGCUCACUAUGUACGAAAUAGCGGAACAGUAUUGGGACUUAAAGGCUUAUCCGACACAAUAUGUAUUUUCACUUCUCGCACUAGUGUCUGAAGAUAAAUUAGAAAAAGAAAAAUGUUUAGAGCUCAGUUCUGCAGAAGGACAAGAAGAUUGGCUCAAUUAUAGCAGAAGACCAAAGAGGACUAUUCUAGAAGUAUUACACGAUUUCCACAAAUCAGCGUCGAAAUUAACUAUAGAUGUAUUAUUCGAAUUAUUCUGUUCAAUCAAACCGAGAUCAUUCUCUAUAGCGAGUAGUUGUUUAUCGUCAAAUGGCACCAAAUUAGAGUUACUAGUAGCUGUUGUCAAAUAUUACAGUAAAUUGAAAAGGGCGCGACUCGGCCUGGCCUCCAAUUGGCUGAAGAGUUUACAAAAUGGCGACAAAGUUUAUGGCUGGAUAAAGAAAGGAUCACUUAAAUUUCCAGAAGAUAAGGAUAUACCACAAAUUUUUGUGGCUCCCGGUACGGGUUUAGCGCCUUUCAGAAGUCUGUUGCAAGAGAAAUUAUAUGACGGGACCGCUAAUAAAGAUGUAUUGCAUCUAUUCUUUGGAUGUCGGUACAAAGAAAAGGAUUUCCAUUGUAAAGAAGAACUCGAGAAAAUGGUUGAAGAUAAGCAAUUGAGCUUAUAUACAGCAUUUUCUAGAGACCAGGAUAACAAAAUUUAUGUUCAACAUAAGAUAGCUGAAGUGUCAAAUGAGUUAUGGCAUCUUAUAAACAAUAAAGGAGCAUAUAUAUUUAUAUCUGGCAAUGCCAAAAAUAUGCCAGAUAAUGUCCGGGAUGCCUUCAUAGAUGUGUUCAACACGUGCGGUGACAUUGAUAUGGCGGAAGCCAAAGAAAUGCUCAAAGAUAUUGAGAAAAAUGGGAGACUGCAAGUUGAAACUUGGUGAAAUUAACAAAUAAAUUAUAUAUAUAUAUACACAUGUAAAUAUAUUAAGGAAAUGGCAUCAUGUGAUGGAAAUAAUGUACAAAAUAAAAUAAAUAAAUUACAUAAUAAAUCAAA